Bemisia tabaci is the source of this 2728-nucleotide messenger RNA. The record is from RefSeq and is a predicted model, not a curated record. Lineage: Eukaryota; Metazoa; Arthropoda; Insecta; Hemiptera; Aleyrodidae.
GCGAAUUUUGAAUGAGUAUGGUAUAGAGGUAGGUCAAAAUUACAAAAACAGGUGAAAAUUCUAAUAUUAGAACAGGCCAACUCAGCGAGAUAAUGCCACUGAACCCAUUGUGAAUUUUUUGCCUACUAUACAUCAUCAUUCAAAAUUAUCAUUUACUUAAAUCAGCAGUCAUAUACUGUACAUCUGACCUUGAAAGAACCCCGUGUCAGUGCUGUAUUCUGUUCUAUUCAGUUAAUAUACUUGUCAGUGCUAAUUUGCCUAAUACCUGUUCGGAGCCGAUUCCGAUGAGCAUCCAGAAACAUGGGACGACUAUUGGGAUAACCAUUGGGAAGAAUUUGAUGAGCUCGUUGAAAAUGGGGGGUACGUGGACAAGACCCCGCUUUUAAAAUGGUUCAUCUCUCGACGCCGUCAUUUGGCCCUUCUUGCUCCACCGAAACUCGGCCGCACCACCAACCAGCUCAUGAUUAGGAGGUUUUUUGAAAAGGAAGUUAUGCCCUUGGAUGCGAAUUACAAACCGACAAUAAAAAAACCCGAGACAUGGAACGAAACCGUGUUCAAGGACUUGGCAGUGUGCAAGGACCGGGCGUUUUGCGAUGAUCAUUUUCGGAAAUACCCAGUCAUCUAUUUGGAUUUCAGCAACCUCAACACAACCACAGAGCUAUCGUUUUUUCACAGUAUACGAUACCUGACAACCUAUAUGUGGAUGGACCACGACUCUCUUCGCAACAGCAAAGCACUCAGCGAGAAAGAGCACGAUAAGUUCAUCAAGUACCGUCAUCCAAGGGGUGGUAUAGAGAUGCCGAACGACUUCGUGGCUGCAGGUGGUUGGCUGCUUUCGUUGUGGCUCUGGAAGCACUAUAACAAAACCUCCAUCGUCCUAAUUGACAACUUUGAAAGCCCAGCUGAGUGCCUCAUUAACGCCAAUGAAACUGAAAGAAAGGAAAAACUCAAACUUCUCCGCCCGUUACAGGACUUCGUUGUGAAGCUGAUUAUCGGUAACGAUCACGUGCAUCACUCGUUGUUCAUCGGUCAACGACGCAUCGAUGACUAUCUGACGAAAGAGAUGACGUCACUUGUCUAUCAACCCCUCUUUGAGAGCGUCGAGCUGAGGCCUUUUUACGGGUUUUCAGAAGCUGAAGUUCAGGGUGUUAUCAAGGAAUUUAAUCGCACCGACCACACGAAGAAUAUCAUGGCCGAUCUCACUAAGCACAAGGCUCCCGGCGGGCAGACGGUCUACUCUGCGUUCUCUAUGCACGACUGGUGUAAGGCUGAGCGAAAGAAGGCGAAAGAAAAGCUUAAGAAAGAAAAGAAACGGAGAAGACGAGAUAUUGCUCAACCAAGCACCAUCGACCGUGAGACCUUCGAGGAGGUGGUGCGCUCCGGAGGCUACGUCGAUAAAUCCCUGUUGAUCAAGCACUUCAUCUUGCAGAGGAAACACCUGGCCAUCCUAGCGCCGCGACGGUUCGGCAAAUCCCUCAACAUGGAGAUGAUCCGAAAGUUCGUCGAGAUCCCUAUCGACCAGGAGGGCCGUAAGAUCUACGACUGCACGUCCGGGGACUUCUUCGCUUUCAACCAGCUCGCCGUCUGCUCGGACAAGCACUUCUGCCACAUGCACUACGCCGCCCAUCCCGCCAUCUAUCUGGACUUCCACGACCUGGACCUCACAGACCACGCCGGGUUCUACAACUCCUUCCGGCAGCUCAUCUUCAACCUUUUCAUCCAGCACGAUUACCUUAAGGCUUCGGACAUCCUCGAACCGGAGAACUUCGACAAGUUCAACAACUACCGACACCCGAAGCCACCCAUGAAGGACGAAGACGUCGCCUACGGACCUUGCGUCUUGACCCGGUUAUUAGCCACCCAUUUCAAUGAGAGCUGCAUUGUUUUCAUCGACAACUUCGACGCGCCGGCGGCUGAGAUGAUGGUUGUGCAGGACAAUAAGUUCAAGAAAGUCGUCAUGAGCGCCUUGAGAUACCUCGUCAAGGACCUGGUUGCGAGUAAGUUCGUGAGUCACUCGUUGUUCUCGGCGUUGGAUUUCAUCGCGCCGCGUGAUAUACCCGAACUAACCUUCGUGCCCGUACUCGAGGACGAUGCCUUCGGAAGGUUUUAUGGGUUCCGAGAGUCCGAGAUUCGGGACCUGUUGACGAGGUUCAACGCUCUCGACCACAUGGAUGAGGUUAAGCGACUCUUCUACGGCGGUUACAAGGUCAAGAAUCGUACUAAGGUGUUCCGCGCGUUUUCUGCGGUUAAGUUCUUGGAGGACAGAAAGAAACGAACCACUGGGAAGGUUACGGUUGCAAGCUAAAACGUCAUGGUUGUGAAAAAAAUGAAUAAAUGUUUUGACUGAUAAUGUGAGCCCUUNGGGGGGGGGGGGGGGGGCAAAGGGCUUGGCUUUACGUCAGGUUUUGGGAAUGGAGGUUUUUCGGACGUAACCUGCUGAAGUGUGUUUUCAGACGCAAUGGGCCUAUUUUCUGCCGACAACUCAAUGCAACUAUCAUUUCAGCAAUUUGUUUGGUACGUAGCUCGAUGUUUGUUUACUUACAUGAUAAAUUCACCUUCAUUGGACAAUUUGAACGAUUUCUGUUUCAAUUACAUGUAAAUCUCAUAUUGAUCAAAACGUGAAAUAAAAUGAAUGAGUUAACUGUGACUUAACUGAUUAGAAUAAAGCUGUAGAUAGAAUGUUAUCAAAAUAUAUUUUAUUUAAAAUUAAAAAUCCUUGCGGUUAGAA